GGCGGCGGGGGCGGAGGAGCCUGAGCUGGAGCGCCUGCGUGCGCGCCUGCGCGUGGAGCUGUGCUCGCGCGACCUCUGGCGCAAGUUCCACGCGCUCGGCACCGAGAUGAUCAUCACCAAGGCGGGCAGACGCAUGUUCCCGACGGUGAAGGUGCGGCUGACGGGACUCGACCCCAGUGCCUCCUACAUCGUCUUCUUGGACAUCGUGCCGCUUGACGACAAGCGGUACCGUUAUGUGUAUCAUAGAUAUAUUUCUCCUCUUCACCCCGAACCACCUAUUUUGGAGGCGUGUCGCAGUGUGUUCGAUGUGUGUCGCAGCUCGCAGUGGAUGGUGGCCGGGUCGGGCGACCCGCCGCUGCCGCGCUCGCUCUACGUGCACCCCGACUCGCCCGCCUCGGGCCAGCUGUGGAUGGCGCAAGGGGUGGUGGCCUUCGACAAGCUCAAGCUCACCAACAACCGGAAGCCGCUGGUGCGCGGACAGUAUUGUGAUAAUCAAUAUUAA
Gryllus bimaculatus (two-spotted cricket) is the source of this 502-nucleotide messenger RNA. Lineage: Eukaryota; Metazoa; Arthropoda; Insecta; Orthoptera; Gryllidae. The record is from the annotation of a GenBank genome assembly.